AAGGCUAUGUUCAUGUUCCUAAAGGCAUUCAUUGGAUCUGGAGUUCUCUUCUUGCCAAAGGCGUUCCAAAAUGGUGGUCUGGCACUUUCUAUUGUACUCAUGGUCCUCAUUGCAUCAAUUUGUUUGUUUGCAUUCUUGCAACUAGUCAAGACCCAAAAACAGAUCGGAGGUUCAUAUGGUACCAUUGGCGGCUAUUUGUAUGGCAAAACCGUCAGAUAUAUCGUCCUGUUCUUCAUUGUUAUAUCCCAAAUCGGCUUUGUCUGUUCGUAUUUCAUUUUUGUCUCUGGAAGUUUGGUAAAGGCUGUCGACGUCCUUUCAUCAUGCAGAUCACCCAUCCAGGAGAAAUACUAUAUCUGGAUGCCAUUAGUAGUCCUCAUUCCUCUCUCAUUGAUCCGUCAUAUGGCCCGUCUUUCAUUCACUGCUAUUGCCGCGGACAUUUUUAUCAUGUUUGGCCUCAUAUGCGUUGUUUAUUUCAGCGGCUCUCAACUUGCAACUAACGGUGUGGGUCCCAAUGUCCAGGCCGUCAAUCCAGCAAAUUUUGCUCUCAUGAUUGGUACAGCAACCUUUUCAUUCGAAGGCAUUGGACUUAUUAUCCCAAUUGUCGAAUCAAUGAAGAGACCAAGCCAGUUCCCUUUUGUCGUGACAGUUGGCAUGAUUAUCGUAUGCUCAGUUUACAUCCUAAUUGCCACCUUGUCCUAUUUGGCUUAUGGUGAUACCAUUCAAGCUGCUGUCAUUUACAACUUUCCCCGGGAUAACAAGUUGACAGUUGCUGUUCAAAUCGUCUAUGCUGCUGCUAUCAUUCUCACUGCACCAAUGAUGCUUUUCCCUGCCCUCAAAAUCCUGGAGAACGGAAUUUUCCAGAAGUUUGCGCCCGGUCAUUACAGCGUAGCCACAAAAUGGGGAAAGAAUAUUUACAGGGUCAUCUUGUGUGUUGUCUGUGCUGCUAUUGCAUUUGGUAUUGGUGGAGACAACUUGGAUAAAUUCGUAUCCUUGGUUGGGUCUGUUGCAUGUGUUCCCUUGUGCUUUAUCUUCCCCGGAAUGUUUCAUCUCAAGAUCGCAACGAACCGAAAGGAUAAAAUCUUUGAUACCCUGUUGAUUAUCUGGGGUGUUGGUAUCAUGGUCUUCACUCUCUAUGUGACCAUCAAUUCAUUUGUA
Molecule: messenger RNA, 1155 nt
Organism: Phycomyces blakesleeanus NRRL 1555(-)
Lineage: Eukaryota; Fungi; Mucoromycota; Mucoromycetes; Mucorales; Phycomycetaceae
Exons: 4
Biological process (GO): amino acid transmembrane transport
Molecular function (GO): amino acid transmembrane transporter activity
Source: RefSeq, a predicted model, not a curated record